AUGGAUCGAAUUCCCAUUCGGGUGUUUGCCAUUUUGAUCCUUCUCGUAAUCUUUCCAGUGGCAUAUCCAGAAGAUCAAGAGUGGAUUCAGAUAAAACAAGCGUUGGUGCAGUUCAUGGACAAACUCUCACCGGUCAAUGCAGCGCCCAUGAACGGAAAUUGGGGUUGGAACAUGAGCUCAGACCCCUGCGGAGAUAAGUGGGAAGGUGUGACAUGUGAUGGAAAGAAUUCUGUCAAGAAAAUAGUCCUCGAAACCUCAAAUUUUGCGGGAAUUCUCGAUGCAAACUCUCUCUGCACGGUGAAGUCUGUUGGUGUUGUGAGUCUGAAGAACAACAAGAUCACUGGACAACUCACAGAAGACAUUGGAAACUGCAGAGAUUUGACUCACUUGUAUAUAAGUGGGAACCAGUUUUCGGGUGAUCUUCCGGCGUCUCUUUCGCAGUUGAACAAUCUGAAAAGGGUUGACAUCUCUAACAACAACUUCAACGGUGAGCUUCCUGAUUUCUCAAAGAUUUCUGGCUUGAUAACUUUUCUUGCUCAGAACAAUCAGAUUGAUGGGAAAAUCCCUGAUUUUGAUUUCUUCAACCUCAAGGAAUUCAAUGUCUCCAACAACAACUUCAGCGGCCCUAUCCCCGAUGUCAAAGGCCUAUUCAAAAAUGAUAGCUUUUUCGGUAAUCCUCAGCUGUGUGGAAAGCCACUGCAAAAUGCCUGCCCUCCUGCGCAACAAACUUCCAGAAUGCCAAAGAAAUCGAGAAAGUCCUGGUUCGAAAAGCUUUUGCUCUUAUCAGGAUAUAUAAUUCUUGGCCUGGUUGUUGUUUGCUUCUUUCUCUAUAAAUUUGUCAGCAAAAAGAAGAUCAGAGAAGAUGAAGAAAGGGGCAGAAAUAAAAAGAUGGCUGCGAAUGAUGCUGCUAGCACUGUGCCUAGCACUACAAUUUCUUCUAGUGUGAAGGAUGGUAGUGGUAAAAACACGGCAGAGUACUCGUUAUCAUCUGUUGAAAACGGAAUGGCUCCACCGCUCGUGGUUCUCACUAGUCCAUUGCUGAGGGGGUUGAGUUUUGAGGAGUUGCUCCGAGCUCCUGCUGAAUUGCUUGGCAGAGGGAAGAAUGGAAGCCUCUACAAAGUCAUGCUCGAUGGAGGGGUUAACUUAGUUGUGAAGAGGAUCAGGAACUGUGGGAUUUCGAGCCAAAAAUUCAAGACUCGGAUGACACAAAUCGAUCAGGUUAAGUGUCGAAAUGUCUUGCCUACUGUUGCAUUCUAUUGUUCCACACAGGAGAAGCUCUUGGUUUAUGAGUAUCAGCCUAAUGGCAAUCUCUUUAACCUUCUUCAUGGAUCUUCAAACGGACAAAUAUUUGACUGGGGAAGCAGACUAAGUGUUGCAGACAUCAUUGCUGAGUCAUUGGCAUUCAUGCACCAAGAGCUACAUGAACAUGGCAUUGCUCAUGGCAACCUAAAGUCCAUGAACAUUUUGUUCAACAUGUCCAUGGAGCCCUGCAUCAGCGAAUACGGCAUAAUGGAAGUCGAAAAUCAAGAUGGGUCACUCCUUUCGCCAAACAACCGGAUUGAAAGUCCGAAUACAGGCCAUGCAGAUAGCACGUUCAAUGCAGAUAGUACGUUCAAGGGUGAUGUCUAUGAAUUUGGUGUGAUACUUCUCGAGCUUCUGACUGGGAAGCUGGUGCAGCAAAACGGGUUGGAUUUACCAGGGUGGGUGCACUCGGUGGUUAAAGAGGAGUGGACUGUCGAAGUUUUCGACAAGGCUUUGAUCCAAGAAGGUGCAAGUGAAGAAAGGAUGGUGAGCUUGUUGCAGGUAGCAUUUCAGUGCAUAAAUUCAACUCCAAAUGAUAGGCCAAGUAUAAGUCGAGUUUCGGCGAUGAUUAAGUCGAUCAAAGAGGAGGAGGAGAGAUCCAUAUCCUCUGAUCCAUGA
Messenger RNA from Pyrus x bretschneideri (Chinese white pear), 1920 nucleotides. RefSeq names its product probable inactive receptor kinase At2g26730. Gene Ontology annotation, biological process: protein phosphorylation. Gene Ontology annotation, molecular function: protein binding; protein kinase activity; ATP binding. The transcript has 2 exons. The record is from RefSeq and is a predicted model, not a curated record. Bases 1 to 1920 code for a protein of 639 amino acids. Lineage: Eukaryota; Viridiplantae; Streptophyta; Magnoliopsida; Rosales; Rosaceae.